Molecule: messenger RNA, 2354 nt
Organism: Papaver somniferum (opium poppy)
Lineage: Eukaryota; Viridiplantae; Streptophyta; Magnoliopsida; Ranunculales; Papaveraceae
Product: F-box/kelch-repeat protein At5g60570-like
Exons: 2
Coding region: 798-1892 (364 amino acids)
Cellular component (GO): nucleus
Molecular function (GO): protein binding
Source: RefSeq, a predicted model, not a curated record
UAAAAUAGAGAAAGUGGCAUAUGGUGAUUCUUCUCCUUCUUCUUUCUUCUUUCAAUCAAUCACUUCUCAAUUCCAAACCCUAACAAUACAUAUCACCACCACCACCAACAACAACAACUAAACCGUUCUUCCUUCUUCCUUACCAUAUCCUCACCCAAUUUCCAAUCUCUGCGUAAGAUCUCGGUUUUCUCAGAUUCAUUCUGGUUUGUUUUUUUUUCCUUUGAUUUGGCGUUCUUUUGUGAUUGAGAUUUAAUUUUACGUUUUUAUUUUGUAUUUAAUGUUAAUUUUGACUAGAACAAAUCAAAGAAAGUAUCUUCGAUUUUUGAUUAAUUUUUUGUAUUAAUGUCUGAUUUUUUUACAUUAAUUUCUUUGACUUCAUCAGAUUUCACUCUAUAAAUAAUGUAAUUUUGGUUGUGAAAGCAAUUCAGGAUCCUGGUUUCAGAUCUUAUUUGAUUUUUCUUUAAGUUUUUUUUUUUUGAUCUGAUAGAUGUCGAUCAAAUAAUCUCUUUGUAGGGUUUGAAUUUAUAGUUAACUGGAGUUUUCUCGUGAAAAUUGGUUGAAAAUUGUACAUAUGUAUCUCGUGAAUCUAAGUAUAUAAUGUAUUAAAUUGUUCAAAGUGGGAAUAUUUUUUGAAGAUAUCAUGCCAAACAAAGAUCAAAACUUCAGCUUUUCGGAGCGAGAAUUAAAGAACAUGGUAGAAGAAAUUGUUCAAUUGCUCUUCGUUGAUAAUCUUGUAAUUGUUUAAAAGAAGAAGAGAGGAGUUACUUAAUUUGUAAUUAGCUAUACUUAUUUAAAAGAUGAGGUUUAAGGGAGGAGAUUAUGAUGGUUCUCUUCUCCCUGGUCUUCAUGAUGACAUUUCUCUGAAUUGCCUUGCUUACGUUCGCCGAUCAGAUUAUGCUUCUCUUAUUUCUGUUAGCAAGAGGUUCAAUUCGUUGGUAAACACUGGUUACCUCUAUGGACUGAGGAAAAAGAUGGGAAUUGCCGAACACUGGAUGUAUCUUGUCUGUGAUUUGAAGGAAUGGGAAGCUUUUGAUCCCACUACAAAGAAGUGGAUGACAUUGCCUGAGAUCCCUUGUGAUGUAUGUUUCAAGAAUACUGAUAAAGAAUCCUUAGCUGUGGGUACUGAGCUACUGGUGUUUGGACGUGAGGUAUUUGAUUUUGCCAUAUGGAAAUAUAGUUUGAUCACUCGAGAAUGGGCCAAGUGCCAAAGUAUGAAUCAUCCUCGUUGCUUAUUUGGUUCUGGUAGCUUCGGUUCAAUCACCAUUGUUGCUGGAGGCAGUGACAGGAGUGGGAUUUUUUUGGAUUCUGCUGAGCUCUAUGAUUCGCAAUCAGGUAAAUGGGAGAUUUUGCCUAAGAUGAACUGUCCUCGUAAAUUAUGCUCCGGGGUUUUCAUGGAUGGAAAGUUCUAUGUGAUCGGUGGUAUGAGUUGCGAAAGACAAAAUGUGAAUGGUGUGAUGACUACUACAAUUAUCCCAUUGGCCUGUGGGGAAGAGUAUAACUUACAGACUAAACAAUGGAAAAAAAUCGAGGGAAUGUACCCAAGUGUUAGUAGGGCAGCUCAGGCACCUCCUCUUGUCGCUGUUGUGGAUAAUCAACUCUAUGCGGCUGAGUCCCUUACUAAUAUGGUGAAGAAGUACGACAAGGAGAAGAACUGUUGGAACGUGUUAGGAAGGUUACCAGUGAGGGCUGACUCUUCGAACGGCUGGGGAUUGGCUUUCAGAGCGUGUGGAAAUCAAUUGGUGGUUGUAGGCGGGCAUAAUGGCCGCAAGGUAAUUGUGCUCCAUUCAUGGUCUCCAAAUUCAGGUUUGGUGGAUGGAGAAAUAGAGUGGAAGGUUCUUGAUGUGAGGCAAAAUUUAGGGUUUGUCUAUAAUUGUGCUGUCAUGGGUUGUUGAGUGCUUCAUUCUUCGCGUGAAAGAUGGAUGUUGAAGAAAUAACAAUCUGGUAUUUAACCAAUCCUGUAGGGUUUUCUUUUUUGGCUAAUCUGAUGAAUCAGGUUUAGUAAUACUUCCGUCGGUCUUUUCUUAAUAUGAGAACUUAUUUUCUCUGAACAGUCUCUGAGUUGAGAUAUGGUGGCUUACUUGCCUGAUUCGGCAGACUCUCAAGGAUUUCUAAUAGACAAUUCUGAUUAAAGGAUAUUCGGUAAAGUUCUUAACUUUAAUCUUCCCAAUUACAAAUCUGAUCUUCUACAAAUAAACUCUGUACAAGAGGAAUGAAAACUUCUUCUUUUGUUUUAGUGAUUUGAUUUUUCUUAGUUACUGUUGUCGCAUGGGUUGUGCUGGUAUUUGUAAUUUGAAGUACAUCCAAUGCUAUUGUGAGUUCAUGGGAUUUGAUAUCCAUCUGCAUCUUUCAUUUCA